CGAAAUAUCAAUUCGAAAUUACAAUGUUAUUGGAAGCCUGUUAAAAUUAUAGCACAGGAAAAAAAUGUGCUGCAGGAGAAAGGUCCAUACUUGCAGCUGUGCUGUGAGUUGUGCAUGUCCUGGUUCAGCGCGAAAUCCACAAUGUCGCCCGGAGGAUGGGUUUCAGAUGCACACGCCAUCUAAACGGUCUCGAAAGGCGCGGAUUACCAAAUGGGACUUGUGGUACGGACGUAACCUUAAAGUAUUCAAAGAGCUGGCAUACACGUUGGAGAAGCCCGUAGCUGAGAUAGCCGAGUUAAUGUAUAAUAUCACGCUGCAGAACUUUAGUCAUAUUUUGAAUCCAAAAGGCAAGGGCUGGAACCAUUGCCGCGUACCCCUGUGUCGCUCGGAUAUUUGUGAUCGUUACCUGUCCAUCUUUGACUUGGAGGGGAACCUGCGUGAUCCAACGCAUCCCAGAAGUCUGUUUAGGCUGCUUCAAGUAAUUAAGACCAUUUCAACGUCGGAUAAUGCCGAUAUUGCAGAGCCUCCACAAUCAAGUCCCAUUCAUCAAUUGGCCACGAUUCCUUUUGCCCAAGAAGUUCAAGGGAAUAAAACUUACAACCCUCUCAAAAAUAUCGACUUCGAAUACCUGGGUAAUAUCAAGGCCAACGAACUAUGGCAAUUCGAUAUGUAUGGCAAAGCAGAUGUACACCCAACCCCAUCUCGAGUGCACGCUUCCAGUAAACCAAUAGAGCGUCCAUAUAAUAUUUCAUUUAACGCAGCGAAAUUGGAACGAAAAUCAAUUAGCUUGCUCAACUCCGAUUUGUUGUUGCUGGAUAAGAGGGGUCGUCGACGGGGCCAAGGCAGCAAACAGCUAGGAAGCUUGCGUUUGAAUCAAAAACUCAUUUUGCAUAAAAUGCUACAGAAGAACUUGAACGAUGAGGAUCCGAGACGAUUUCUUGACGCCUUGGCCAAAACAGACCUAAAUGAAUCCCCUUCAAAACAGUUGCAACACGCAAAAGCAGUUAAACAAAUAUCCAACUUCUACUCGGAUAUAGUCAGCGAUGAGCCCAAGCAUCGGCGUACGGGUGCAGGCUUCAAAGCAAGAAAACAGGAGCGCCAGCCUGAGUCUCAGCCGGCAGAAACGGAUGUACAAAAAAGUCCGGCAAGAGAACGUAGGUACUUCGGUGAGUCCCUGCCCGUACUGUUUCACGAACCUUACGACACGAACAAGAGAACCACCUGGCUGCGUCGUCAUCCGGACCAGCUGCGCAUGCAGGAGGACGGGCAAGUGGGUAUGGCCCGUAUCAGACGCUAUAGACGGGAGUCACUGUUGAAGGCUAUGCAGCUCGCCCGUACUCGAUGGUCUAUUCAUAGCAUAAAUAGCCCGCCGGAGGAGCCUGUAGUACCGGAGCUCCAUAAGAAGCCAGAGUAUAGACGAGUGUUUUCGUCCACUAGCAGGCGUUUCAGAAAGAGCAAAAAUAACCGAAGUCGAUAAUACUGGUCCAAGUUAUCUAUGAGUUUCUGUUUUAAAUAAAACUUAUUACGCACA
Drosophila montana is the source of this 1531-nucleotide messenger RNA. RefSeq lists its product as uncharacterized. The transcript has a single exon. NCBI's taxonomy places the organism in Eukaryota, Metazoa, Arthropoda, Insecta, Diptera, Drosophilidae. The record is from RefSeq and is a predicted model, not a curated record. Bases 65 to 1477 code for a protein of 470 amino acids.